GGCGCCGUGAAGAGCCUGCAGGCGCUGGGCGAGGUCGUCGAGGCUGAACUUCGCUCCACCAAGCGCUGGGAGCUUACUGCCGAGGGUGAGGAGAUUGCCCGGGAAGGCAGCCAUGAGGCCCGUGUAUUUCACAACAUCCCCCCAGAGGGCCUGGCCCAGAGCGAACUCAUGCGACUGCCCAGUGGCAAAGUGGGCUUCAGCAAGGCCAUGUCCAACAAGUGGAUCCGGGUGGACAAGAGUACGGCCGACGGGCCCCGCGUGUUCCGAAUGGUGGACAGUGUGGAGGACGAGGUGCAGCGGCGGCUCCAGCUGGUCCGGGGAGGACAGGCCGAGAAACUGGGUGAGAAGGAGAGGAGCGAGCUUAGGAAGAGGAAGCUGCUGACCGAAAUGACCCUGAAGACCUACUGGGUGAGCAAAGGCAGUGCCUUCAGCACCAGCAUCUCCAAGCAGGAGACAGACCUGAGCCCGGAGAUGAUCUCCAGCGGCUCCUGGCGGGACCGGCCCUUCAAGCCCUACAAUUUCUCAGCCCACGGCAUCCUCCCUGACUGCGGCCACCUGCACCCCCUGCUCAAGGUCCGCUCCCAGUUCCGACAGAUCUUCCUGGAGAUGGGGUUCACUGAGAUGCCGACUGACAACUUCAUUGAGAGCUCCUUUUGGAACUUCGAUGCCCUGUUUCAGCCCCAGCAACACCCGGCACGUGACCAGCAUGAUACCUUCUUUCUUAAAGAUCCAGCCGAGGCCCUGCAGCUUCCAAUGGACUACGUCCAGCGGGUCAAGAGGACCCACUCUCAGGGUGGCUAUGGCUCCCAGGGGUACAAGUACACCUGGAAGCUGGACGAGGCCCGGAAAAAUCUGCUGCGCACACACACCACAUCAUCUAGUGCCCGCGCCCUCUAUCACCUCGCCAAGAAGAAGCCCUUCAUGCCAGCCAAGUACUUCUCCAUUGACCGAGUAUUCCGGAACGAGACCCUGGAUGCCACGCACCUGGCUGAGUUCCACCAGAUCGAGGGCGUCGUGGCAGACCAUGGCCUCACUCUUGGCCACCUCAUGGGUGUCCUGCGGGAGUUCUUCACCAAGUUGGGUAUCACCCAACUGCGCUUCAAGCCAGCCUACAACCCAUACACGGAGCCCAGCAUGGAGGUGUUCAGCUACCACCAAGGCCUGAAGAAGUGGGUGGAGGUCGGGAACUCCGGGCUCUUCCGUCCCGAGAUGCUACUGCCCAUGGGGCUUCCUGAGAACGUGUCAGUCAUUGCCUGGGGCCUCUCCUUGGAGCGGCCGACAAUGAUCAAAUAUGGCAUCAACAAUAUCCGGGAGCUGGUGGGCCACAAGGUGAACCUGCAGAUGGUGUAUGACAGUCCUCUGUGCCGCCUGGAUGUUGAGCCAGGCCCCCCUCGGACACAGGAGGCUGCGUGACAUGGGCCAUCCCAGGAUAGCCCACCUUCCCCGAGUCCCUGCUGCCCAGCCCCUUGUGUCCCUGGCCAGUGACCCCGUGUAUUUAUGAGGCCUCUGUGAGGCCAGUCCCCACCCUCCUUGGUAUCUCCUUUUUCCCACCCAUCCCAGAACCAGGAUGCCAGGGGCAGAAGAGCGGGUAGCAGGCUCCUUCUGUCAUCUCGUUGUCCGUCCAUCUAUGAGGGUGGGCUGUGGAAAGCCUGCGGACCAGCUGUUGUCUAAUAAAGUAGGCAUUUGCCCUCA
This is a messenger RNA of Carlito syrichta (Philippine tarsier), 1692 nucleotides long. It is a transcript of the gene FARSA, whose product is annotated as phenylalanyl-tRNA synthetase alpha subunit. The record is from RefSeq and is a predicted model, not a curated record. The transcript has 13 exons. The annotation marks the transcript as partial. Gene Ontology annotation, cellular component: phenylalanine-tRNA ligase complex; cytosol; cytoplasm. Gene Ontology annotation, molecular function: tRNA binding; phenylalanine-tRNA ligase activity; ATP binding. NCBI's taxonomy places the organism in Eukaryota, Metazoa, Chordata, Mammalia, Primates, Tarsiidae. Gene Ontology annotation, biological process: phenylalanyl-tRNA aminoacylation.